GUCGUUGUUUUUAUUCCCCUGCUUCUCCGAACAUGAAAGAGGCGAACAUGGCUGUCCCUGUGAGUAUCGGGGCUCUGCUUCAGUCAGAGGUCCUGGAGGAUGCUGCUUAUCGGGACGACGGCUUGUGUGUCGUCGGUAUCUUCGGUAAAAGCAACAUGCAGCCCGUGCCGCCGAAGGAGUCUCUCAUCAACACUCUGGCGGACAAACACAUCUUCUCGCUAUUCGGCGGACCGGAGGGCGGCGGCACCGCGGACAGCCACAUCCAGGCUUUCUACAACCAGGAGAACCGGGUGCUGUACCUGCUGCUCUCUUCCGUCUGCGAUAGCCGGCAGCUCCUGCGGGCCUGCCAGUCUCUGAGCGCCGGCACCGGCCACUCCGACUCCCACGACUUCUGGAAAGGCCUGGACAGACAGCACUGCCUCCACCUGCUCUACAUGUUCUCUGUGUGUCACGUCCUCCUGCUCGUACACCCCAACCAGACCUUCGACGUGACCUACGACCGGCUCUUCAGAGCCCUGGACGCCCUGCGACAGAAGGCGCUGCCUCUGAUCCGAGCUGCCAUCAAAGACUGCCCCGUGUCCAAGGAGUGGAAGGUGAACUGCCGGCCCUGCCCUCCGCGCCUGCUCUUCGUCUUCCACAUGAACGGCUCUCUGAAGGUUUCUGCAAAUGGCUCCGAGUCUGGAGGAAACCCAGACAAACCCAAAAAGCACUCUCCCAGGAGGAGGCUGCAGCAUGCCCUAGAGGACCAAAUUUAUCGCAUCUUCCGUAAAAGCAGAGUCCUGACCAACCAAAGCAGCAACUGCUUGUUCACUGUACCUGCCAACCAAGCAUUUGUGUAUGUAAUACCAGCAGCGGACGAGGACCCUGUGGGUGCCUUGCUUGGUCAGCUGCGGUCCAACUGCAUCUUGUGUGAUCAAGACUCCACCACGUCGGUAUCAGGACCAAGGCGGUACCAGCAGAUGCGACGUUCAACUCGGCAAUCCAGCCUCAGUGGAGACUCGGGCAUCAUGUCCAUGGGUGGUCAGCUGGUGGACUGCAGCUUGAAGGAGUUCCUCUGGCAGCACGUAGAGCUGGUGCUGACCAAGAAAGGCUUUGACGACAGUGUCGGCCGCAACCCACAGCCUUCGCACUUUGAGCUGCCGACCUACUCCAAAUGGGUCCAGGUUGCCUCCAGACUCCACCAAGUCCUAAUUAGCAACACAGAGGAAGAAACGGCCGAGUUAGCCACGAAAGUGCAAAGCCAGCUGAAAGUUUUGGAGGGUUUCCUCGAUGCCGACACUAAGUUCUCUGAGAACAGGUGUCAGAAGGCUCUGCCACUGGCUCACAGCGCUUACCAGUCCAACCUUCCCCAUAACUACACUACUACAGUGCACAAAAACCAGCUGGCGCAAGCUUUGCGUGUGUACAGCCAACAUGCUCGCGGUGUGGCUUUCCAACGCUAUGCACUGCAGCUUCAUGAGGACUGCUACAAGUUCUGGAGCAACGGCCACCAACUGUGUGAGGAGCGAAGCCUGACUGACCAGCACUGUGUUCACAAGUUCCACCUGCUGCCUCAGCCAGGAGAAAAGCCAGACAUGGAUCGCAACCCACCCAUCCUGAACCACAACAGCAGGGGACGCUCCACCAGCUCCUGUAACUGUGGCAGGAAACAGGCUCCUCGUGAGGAUCCGUUUGACAUCCAGGCUGCCAAUUAUGACUUCUACCAGAUGCUGGAGGAGAAAUGCUGCGGGAAGCUGGAGAGGAUUGAGUUUCCUGUGUUCCAGCCCAGCACCCCAGACCCAGCCCCAGCUUGCAACCAAGCUCAGCGACUCCCAUGUGAGGCCUCAGGGUCUGGUGAAGCAGAGAGGCUGAAGGAGCCGAGCACUGCCCAGAGCCAUACGCCUGGAGACACCAGCCUCAGCCUGGCUCUCAGUCUAGGCCAGUCCACGGACAGUCUGGGUCCGUAUGGUGAUGGAGACGGAAACGAAACCCAAGUCCAGCAAAAGAGACCAAGCCUUGUAGAUCGCCAGCCCUCUACUGUGGAGUACCUCCCAGGUAUGAUGCACUCUGGCUGCCCCAAGGGCCUUCUACCCAAGUUCUCCAGCUGGUCACUGAUCAAACUGGGCCCAGCAAAGUCAUAUAACUGCCACACCGGUCUGGAACAGCCAGGCUUCCUCCCCGGCUCCUGCUUCCUCUUGCCUUGGGACUUGGUGAUCCGGUCUCGGUCAGAGGACGAUACAGGUCUUACGGAGCCUUUGGAUGGAGGCACCUCCUCAUGGCCAGCCCCCAACAAGUCCCUGGUGGGAAAACGAGGGAGCACUGGAGGGCUGGGUAGGAGUCGCAGAAGGGAUGAUAUGGCUCGCGCAUUUGUAGGAUUUGAGUACGAGGACAGCAGGGGAAGACGCUUCAUUAGCUCUGGGCCUGAUAAGAUAGUGAAGGUGCUGGGUCCAGGGGGUGCCAAAGAUCCUGCCACCAGGGUGUUAAACACCGACAUGCCGCUGUACAUUCCUUCCCCUUCCCAGGGCCGUGGCCUGAAGCCUCACUACGCCCAGCUGGCUCGCCUUUUUAUUGUGGUCCCUGAUGUUCCGCUGGAGGUUACCCUCAACCCACAGGUACAGCCUGGUCCUCAUCCCUGCCCAGUUUUCCAUCCAGAGCAGACAGAUAUAGUGUUGCCCCCUGAUGGUCUUUGGGUUCUGCGGUUCCCUUAUUCCUACGCAACAGAUCGAGGCCCCUGUUACCCCCCCAAAGAAAACCAACCCCUCAACAACUACAAGGUGCUGAGAGGCAUCCUGAAGGCCACCACUGCUAACCCUCCACCACAAUAAACUUGAACCUUUUUUUUAAGGGCUUCACCUUUCUCAACCCAGUCUUAUUGAUUUAUCUAAGACAGGCUGAGAACAUUUAGUUUUUUGUUUCUCUGCACAUGGAUCAGUCAGUGAUGUCCUCUCGUCAGAUCUCUUGUCUGGCUCCACCAUGAGGUCAAAAUCUCCCCAAGGGUCUGAGAAUCUAAUUUCUGGAUUCUCAUUAAAGGAGCAGUGGAUGUUCAUGCUCAUCCCACUGAUUUUUCAUGACCUCACGACCUUUUCUUUUUAGAGCACAAUUCAAACAGUUUUACUGAACGCUUUCACGCUCCCAGAGGAAGAACCCACUUGUGGCACUUGGGAACAAUUAUGACCGUCUCAUAACCGCAAUUAUUUUACUCAAGUCCAACUUGAAGUCAACUUGAGUCACUUCUCUGUGACAACCAUCAAGUUCUUUAUCUUGUGCCGCUUUGCAAAUGUUCUUAUAUUUUACAGGGUGAAGUCUGCUUAACAAAGGUCAGCAGCAACAAAGAAAGUAGACAUUAAAGCAGAGGCUGAGGUGGAGUAUCAAUAAUUAGGCUGAAUUAAUGUGUGCUCUGCUUCAAGGGCAGUAUCUGUAUGGUGCCACAUGUCAAAGACUCGUCUGUAAAGUUAAUCAUGGCUUACGUUCUUAGAAAGACACAGAGUCCUGGGAGUGGAACAUGUUCUUGAUAUUUUUUGUAAAUAAAAAUCCAGUGUUAGAUAAUGUUAUGAAUGAUACCUGCUCAAUGAAACAAAGAAACAAUCAUUCUGAUCUAUACUUGAAGUCACAAAUGGCAGCCUAAAAAAGAGAAAAGCUUCAGAUUUGAGGUCAGUUUUAAAGCCAGAAGCACUGCAUUCUACCUUUUACUCACUAGGUGGAGUUGGGCUCUUUCACCUUGGUUAAACCAGCUCUUCGUCCCUUGAUGGAGGCAAAUGACCCAUUUAAAGCUAAGACCAAAGUUAAACCUGUUUCCUAACAGAGAAAUGGGUCAUACUGGACUGUUUAUUCAUCAUUUAGGCCACACAUAUUUUUCUUUCAAUGAAGAGAUGAGAGAGAUAGCAUGUUUACAAUUCAGUACAGUUCAGAUUUUUGCCACAUGAUUUGACUCCACGUUUCCCAUAUCCCCCUGGUGCUGGCUUCAUUGCACUGGUGUCAUGUCAAAGUUAACAUUGAAUCCUUACAGUGGGUUUUAAAACUACAUAUAUUCUACAAUUCUAUAAUUAAAGUUGUUUGACAUAACUUUGGGUAGCUCACUGUGGAGCCACAGAAGAUAUUAUAUACCUCUUUUCACAGGCUGAGUAGAACCAACCAGUGUCAUGUAAACUGAACUUCAUGUGUAAAAUCUGCAGUGUGCCCACAAAAACAGCUGAAAGGUAAUUGUUUGAGUUUACAUUAAACUUUUCU
This is a messenger RNA of Toxotes jaculatrix (banded archerfish), 4206 nucleotides long. RefSeq names its product SMG8 nonsense mediated mRNA decay factor (gene smg8). Gene Ontology annotation, biological process: nuclear-transcribed mRNA catabolic process, nonsense-mediated decay. NCBI's taxonomy places the organism in Eukaryota, Metazoa, Chordata, Actinopteri, Toxotidae. The coding region runs from base 33 to 2804 and encodes 923 amino acids. The transcript has 5 exons. The record is from RefSeq and is a predicted model, not a curated record.